This is a messenger RNA of Saccostrea echinata, 1728 nucleotides long. Its product is annotated as ankyrin repeat, PH and SEC7 domain containing protein secG-like. The coding region runs from base 316 to 1608 and encodes 430 amino acids. NCBI's taxonomy places the organism in Eukaryota, Metazoa, Mollusca, Bivalvia, Ostreida, Ostreidae. The record is from RefSeq and is a predicted model, not a curated record. Gene Ontology annotation, molecular function: protein binding. Gene Ontology annotation, biological process: intracellular signal transduction. The transcript has a single exon.
UAGACAGGCGCCAUGUUGGAUAGGGAACAGAAAGUCCGAAUGAGAGAUUUUAUCCAUUGAAAGACAUUUAUAAUACGCCAAUAGAGUUGCAGUACCAUAACUGUAUGUGAUAAUUAAUGGCGGGGAGUCCUUAUCGAACUGCCACUUGUUAACACCUAGGUUAUUGAUCUGAAAUGAUGUUAUACUUAGACAUUACUUGGAUAACAACGACAGAUUUGUAAAAAAGACAAAGUGGUUCCAGUAGGCAAACUGAGUGCCAAAAAGAGAGCUAGAUUGGCAGGUGCUCGCUACAGAUGACAGUAACAAUCUCUCAAAAUGUUACUUAGAACGCAGAUGGUGGGUAUCGAAUUUUACGAUGCCGUUCUCAACAACGAAUUACAGUUACUGAAGAGAAUUGUGACUCAACACAAAAUAGAUCUAAAUGCCAAAUUUGUGGAGGUAAGAAAGAAAAACCACGCUGAUCUGUGUCCGAUUCAUUUAGCGGCGUAUAGAGGGUACACCUACAUGCUACAAUACCUAAUCGAGUCAAAGUGUGACGUCAACAAAACGACAGCAACGUUACGUAGAACGGCGUUGCACUUCGCAGUGUUGCGCCACAAGUUGGCGUGUAUGCUGUUGCUCAUUCGAGCGGGUGCUAAAAUAGACGCUAAAGACACGUUUAGCAACUCUCCUUGUCAUUACGCUGCCGAUGAUGGCUAUUGUCAAAUUUUAGACCGUCUGAUUCGACGCGGAGUGAAUGUAAAUACUCAGGAUAUAACGUCAAAAACCCCCUUAAUGAAAGCCGUGAGAAACAAUAAAACCGAUGCAGUCAUCAGACUCAUAAGAGCAAACUGCAAUAUGAAUAUAACAGACAGGAAUUACGACAUGGCUCUGCAUUAUGCCUCCAGGAAUGGGUGUGCUGACGUCAUUGAUAUUCUUAUUUCGGCGGGAAGUUUGAUUGACGUUCAAAAUUACUGGGGGCGCACGCCUUUAAUGGAGGCAGUGUGCUACAACCACAAGGAAGCCGUGGCCAGGCUUUUAAAAGCUCACUGUGAUUUAAAUCGACGAGAAUUCAAAACAGGAGACACGGCUUUGCACAUUGCGAUAAAGCGGAACUAUACAGAAGUAGUCGAACUACUUCUUAGAGCCGGAAGUCGGCACGAUAUUUACAAUCACCAGAGUGAAACAGCCGCGUAUGAUGCGGUUGUCAGCAACAAAAUCGAGAUUAUCAGACUUAUGGUUGUUCAUAACUGCGACCUAGAGCAGCCUGGGAAAUAUUUUACGAACGGUGUUUACAAAUCGCUUUUUCAAAUUGCUUCAGAGAGGGGCCAUUUCACAAUCUGCAGACUUUUGGCAGUUCACGGUUAUGUGGAUUAUAGAGCCCGGAUGUAUUUUCACCCAAGCUAUAUCCCUCCGCGGUUAGUGCCAGAGGCAGAAUUUGUUGUGAACUGGCUGAGGAAGAAGAUGCAGACGACUACCUCUCUUCAGCAGCUUUGUCGGAAGUGCAUUCGGAAAAGAAUCGGGUACAAAAUAGCGGAGAGCGUCGAGGCCUUGCCAAUGCCACGCGCUUUAAAAGAUUACGUAUUGAUAAAAGAUUUUAACGAAAGCGACCAAAUGAACUUUAAAUAAUCUGAUUUAUCUUUUAUUUUGAAUGUUAAGACUCAAUGCGAUACUCUUUAUGCCAUUUCUGAUAUCAAUGCAAAGUUUCAUUGUUAAUGGAUUAAACCACAUCUUCAUUUAUCGUUAACA